Molecule: messenger RNA, 1345 nt
Organism: Umbelopsis ramanniana AG
Lineage: Eukaryota; Fungi; Mucoromycota; Umbelopsidomycetes; Umbelopsidales; Umbelopsidaceae
Exons: 9
Coding region: 213-1235 (340 amino acids)
Biological process (GO): protein desumoylation
Cellular component (GO): nucleus
Molecular function (GO): deSUMOylase activity
Source: RefSeq, a predicted model, not a curated record
CGAGAAUAACGCAUUUGGUGCAUGCAUUCUGAUAAAAACGAAACAAAGAUGAUUUCAAGAAUGGUCGCAAGCGCUCGUAUCCCUCGGAUCUGCCUGGCGAUAGCAUAGAAAACCCAAUCGAAAUACCUGACGAUCCAGCCAGCAAGCAGGCAAAGAUCAGUGUGCCGACAUUGCCGGACACAGCAUUAGCAAGGUCCAUUUACAACGAGUUCAUGACCCCAAACAAUACUUUUAAAAGCUCGGUGGCGCGAACGGAGCGUCUAGAUAGAUUCAAUCGCUAUAAUCGAACGUCCCCACAGCCAGCGAGACCCAUAUCUGCACCUGUCAUCAAGAGAGAAGAGACCGAUGUUGAAGAUACGAACAACAACACCGUCGAAGAUAGUUUAGAUGGCAUGGUCAAAGAAAUGAGGGAGCUUCUUCUAGAUCAUCGUAAAACUCCUCCAAUAGUCCAACCUAGUACACCUCCGAGUCGAGUAUCUCCUUCAAUUUAUAAGAAAACGAUAUACCCAUACCCAUCAUUUGAUGAGUUAUACAAGAAAACUGCCAUCCCAAAAGGGACCAUAAAAUUGAAUCAAGAACAGCAAGUGAUGGUAAAGCGAGCUUUAAGUGGUGCCGGAUUCGACACUUUAUCCAUCAAAACGGCUAUGGUGCAGUUCCGUGAUAUUUGCAAGUUGCGACCGGAUACGUGGCUUAAUGACGAGAUCAUCAAUUUUUAUAUGGAGCUUAUUUCGGAUCGGUCGCAAAAGAACCAAUCCAAAUAUCCAGCUAUUCAUUGUUUCAAUACGUUCUUUUGCACGACGUUACUGGAGUCGGGAUAUGCGAAAUUGAAACGCUGGACGAAAAGGGUAGACAUUUUCUCAAAAGAUAUGGUAUUGAUACCAGUUAACAGUAGCCUACACUGGACGCUGGCCGUCUUUGACUUUCGGAAGAAGCAGCUGGCCAUGUACGACUCUCUCGGUGGAAACAAUGUGCGAUUAGUCAAGGCCCUACUUCAGUAUCUGGAAGAUGAGCAUAUGGAUAAAAAGAAGACACCGUAUGACGCCUCAGAUUGGAGUAUUUAUGUCCCAAAAGAUAUUCCACAUCAAAGAAAUGGCGACGACUGUGGUGUUUUCGCAUGUACCUUUGCGGAAAGGAUAUCAAGGGACAACGAAUUUGAUUUUACGCAAAGCGAUAUGAUAGACUUAAGGCAGAAUAUGGUAUACGAGAUCAUACAGAAACAGCUACUUGUAACAUGAUCUACAAUUCAUUUCAGCAUAUGCAUAAUAUUUAAUACAAUAUGCUUUUCAAAAUGACAUAGCCAGUAUCGGAUGUGCGGGACGAGGAAAACUUAAAUGGAUAUUUGUUA